Messenger RNA from Ziziphus jujuba (common jujube), 1455 nucleotides. RefSeq lists its product as uncharacterized. NCBI's taxonomy places the organism in Eukaryota, Viridiplantae, Streptophyta, Magnoliopsida, Rosales, Rhamnaceae. The transcript has 9 exons. The record is from RefSeq and is a predicted model, not a curated record. Gene Ontology annotation, molecular function: mRNA binding. Bases 147 to 1220 code for a protein of 357 amino acids.
UCACAUAAAUAAAUGUGUUAAAUAGAAUUCUAAUACUUGCAAUCAAGAAAAAAAGCUAAAUUUGGUGCGUUUUAAAAGUUCGCAGUUGAUUUGGUAGCUAACUUGCUUAACCGCUGCAAAAAAUAAGAAAAAAAAAGGGCAGAGAGAUGACAAUCGACGACGAGAGCUCAAUAUAUGUAGGCGGCCUACCAUACGACGCAACCGAAGAUAGCGUUCGCCGAGUCUUCGAUUUGUACGGUGCCGUCGUAGCUGUUAAGAUUAUCAAUGAUUAUGGGACUAGAGGAAAAUGCUAUGGCUUUGUUACUUAUACGAAUCCUAGGUCAGCAAUUGAUGCUAUCAAUGACAUGGAUGGUAGGACUAUUGAUGGGCGGGUUGUUAAAGUAAAUGAAGUAAAGACUAGAGGUGGAAGAUCAAGGUUUGGUAGAGAAAGUUUUCGAUGGAAUAUUGAGAGGGACAGGGGUCGAGAUCAAGAAAGGGAAUAUGAUCAUGAUAGAGAGCGAUAUCGGAAUCAAAGUGACAGGUCAAGAGAGCGUGAUCGGUCUCACAACCGUGAUCAGGAAAAAGAAAGAGAAUAUGAGUAUGCAUAUGAUCAUGAUCAGGCAAGGAGUCAUUUCUUAGAUAAAGGUCGAGAUCAAGACAGAAAUUUGGAAGAUAAUGAGCAAGACCACAGCAGGAACCAUGAUAGGAGAUGGGAAAGAGAACACAAUUUGGAGUUCAACCCUGAUAAAGAUAGGGAAAUGGAUGGAACCAACGGUCAUGAUAAUAUUGUCCCCAUGUAUAGAAAUCAGCAGUCAAGGAAAUGGAAUGGUAAUAAUAUUAUCGACCGACAUAGUGGAGAAUUUUUAUCCAAUUUAAGUGAUGAUUAUGAUGAUGAUGUAAAAGCACAACUAGAGAGAUCCACUCAAAGGUUUGAAGAACUCAAGAAGGAGAUUUCUCUUGUGGAAGCAAGGCUAGAAGAGAAAGGCAGACAUGUUUUAGAUUUACAAAACAAAUCAAAUAAAUUGGAAGAUGCAUUGGUAAAUGCAAAGAAGAAUUCUUCAUAUCAUCGGAUGCAGUUGACCAAGCUGCAUAAAUAUUUCCUGCAAGUAAAAGACUACUCCGAAAAACUUAAAAGCUGUGAAAAAGAACUUCAGUCCCUUGUUGAUUCAGCGAUGGCAGAAAAUAUUGGUGGUGAUGAUGUUGCUAUACGGGGUGGAAUCCUGACAAAUGGCAAUAUAUGAUAUCAUGACCAAAGAUCUUGGAAAUAACAAUUUUUUGCCUGUAUUUUUCUUCUUUUGGUGGGGUGGCGGGUGUUGAUUAGAAUAUGGUAGUCUUUGGUCGAAGGUUUUGCGUUAUGAUGUGGAUCGUCAUAUUUGUUUCUAUAUGUUGAAUACCCAAGUGGACAAUCUGGUUGUUUUAUUUAUAGAUGUAUAUAUACUUUCAUCCAAUUUAUCUCUUUGAAAGCUGCCUCAGUUA